AUGGAGGAGGAGCUGUUGCUGCUGCAACAUCAGUUCCAGGCGGCUCAAGAAAUGGACGUCGCAAGUCUGCUCUGCUUGUGCUCAUGCAUCAUUCUUUGUCGCGUUCAUUACAUCAUCACCCAACGGCAGAUGGACGAGGAAUUGUCGCUGCUGCAGCAGCAGUUCCAGGCGGCCCAGGAGAUGGACGAGGAGUUGUUGCUGCUGCAGCAGCAGUUCCAGGCGGCGCAGGAGGUGAAAGCAGCGACCAGGCUGUCGGAGAGGAACGUGGUGGAGCUGGUGUCCAAGCUCACUGCCAUGGGGCUGCUGGGAGACGACCUCCUGUACUCGCUUAACGGGAAGGAAUACAUUACUCAGGAGCGACUGCAGCAGGAGGUGGAGGAGGAGGUGCGGCGACGUGGCAGAGUGUCAUUGGUGGACUUAGGAACGCUGCUGAACGUUGACCUCUUCUACUGUGAGCGGGCGGCAAAGAGCAUUCUAGAAACUGCCAAGGCGCAGGAGCAACCUUGGGUGCAACUGGUGCAGGGCGAGCUGAUAACACACGAAUACUGGGACGGGGUGGCAGAUGAGGUGGAUGCCGCCCUGCAGGAGAGCGGACAGGUGGCGGUCUCUGAUUUGGCGAUGCGCUUCAAUGUGGGCGCCGAGCUCAUGGCCUCCAUUCUCUCAUCGCGCCUCGGAUCGCGGAUCCACGGCACCAUGAGCAGCGGGCAGCUAUUCACAGGCGCGCACAUGGCUCGCAUGCGCGCUGCUGUGAGGGGCGCAGCGCGCGCUCUUACCGAGGCGGCUAAUAUGGCGGAUAUCUGGCCGUCUGUGGCCCGGGAGCUGGGGAGGGACUAUGGGAGGGAGUAUGGGGAUGGGAUGGAGGCAGCAGCCAAGGGGGAAGCUGCAGGGGGAGCAGAAGGUGGAGGGGCAGGCGGAGGGGGAGUAGGGGGAGCCGGAGUAGGGGGAGGGGGAGGGGGUAAGGCGGAGGCAGUGGGGGCGGCAGAGGCGGCGCUGUUUGCGCGGGUGUUUGGGGAGUGUGUGGCGGAGGGGGAGGUGCGGGGGAGCAGCAAGGGCGGGGGCACGGGAUGGGUGCCGGAGAUAUUCGCGCAGCUGCAGAGGCAGAGCGUUGAAGCGUUCUUCUCACAGAACGCCUUCAUAACCUUCUCUGCAGUGCGGCAGCUGGGCAUCCCCCAGCCCCGGCAGUACCUGGAGUCACUGUUUCCCGACAAGAGCAGCGCGCUGCUGCUGGACUCCACACUUGUCCACUCCUCAUUGGUUCACCAGCUGGAUGCUGCUGUGGAAGAGGCGAUAGCUGCCAAGUCAUGCUGGAUGCUGCUGUGGAAGAGGCCAUCACAGCCAAGUCAUGGUGGGUAUGUGGGUGGCCUGGGAAUUGCUGUAGGGAAGACUUGUGCUGCUGCUGGACUCGACACUUGUCCACUCCUCAUCGGUGCACCAGUUGGACGCUGCCGUGGAAGAGGCAAUCGCUGCAAAGUCAUGCUGGAUGCUGCUGUGGAAGAGGCAAUCGCAGCCAAGUCAUGGUGGGUGGGUGUGUUGGUGGCAGGGGAACUGCAGUUGUG
Messenger RNA from Closterium sp. Yama58-4, 1556 nucleotides. The record is from the annotation of a GenBank genome assembly. Lineage: Eukaryota; Viridiplantae; Streptophyta; Zygnematophyceae; Desmidiales; Closteriaceae.